AUGCCGCGCUCGCUCAACUCCAUCGUGGCCGUGUGCCAGAACAUGGGCAUCGGCAAGGACGGCGGCCUGCCCUGGCCGCCGCUCAGGAAUGAGUUUAAGUAUUUCCAGAGAAUGACUAGCACGUCCCAGGUGGAAGGUAAACAGAAUGCAGUGAUAAUGGGUAAAAAAACCUGGUUUUCCAUUCCGGAGAAGAAUCGCCCUUUAAAAGACCGAGUUAAUAUAGUGCUCAGCAGAGAACUCAAGGAACUCCCAAAGGGAGCACAUUAUCUUUCCAAAAGUCUGGAUGAUGCUUUAGCUCUUCUGGAUUCGCCAGAAUUAACAAGUAAAGUAGACAUGGUUUGGAUUGUUGGAGGCACUUCAGUGUAUAAGGCAGCAAUGGAGAAGCCAAUUAAUCAUCGCCUGUUUCUGACAAGAAUUUUGCAGGAAUUUGAAAGUGACACAUUUUUUCCAGAAAUUGACUUCAACAACUUCAAACUUCUCCCAGAAUACCCUGGUGUCCCUGCUGGUAUCCAAGAAGAAAACGGCAUCCAGUACAAGUUUGAAGUGUAUGAAAAGGUUGUCUCGGCACAAUAAACGAGGCUUUCUGAACUUCCACAUAAGGUUUGGCAUAUCUACUAAUUCAACAAGUCCAACACUGAGAAGGCAUCAAAGAUUCUAAGCUUGAUUGGGAUGGUUUCUACAUUUAUAAGGACCUUUUCAAUGUGUGGAAGAAAGGGAAAUUAAGUUUGAAAGCAUAACAAAGGAUAAGAAGGAAUAAGAUUGCUCAAGUAAUGUUGAAAUGGAGCUCAGAAGUCUCAGGCAGUAAUCCAGGGAUACCCGGAUCCUUCAUGGAAGUCCUUUAUCAUCAUCUUAGCCAUCCUGGGUACAUGGCCUACAUCAUUCCUCUUGACUGAAAAUACUGUAUUACAGCUUAAUCUGAUGAAGUUGUUUAGUUUUCCAUUGACCUAACACUUGUGUAAAAGCUUGCAGAUCCUUCUGGCUUCCCUACAAAACUGCUAUGUCAGCUUGUCUGUGACCACAUUGUUGUGCAAGAACAUAAACAUACGUCCUUAAUAGUGUCUUUUUCCUGUCCUUUCUGAGUUUUAUCAAAACGUAUGGUGUUAACUUACUUUGUCAGUGGAUUUCAAAUGUGGUGUGUGGCAUAGAAAUACGGCCUAUGAACAGAUCAUGGGCUUCCCUUUCUUCUUUGGAGGAGCUGAGAUGGUACCAUUCUGCUUUAUUAUUCCGCAGCAGUGGGAAGCAUCACCUGGCACUGUGCUCCCAUGGCAUUCUGGAGGAGUGGAGUACCAAGGGGUGCCAGAUGCCUCUGUGCCGGCACUGACAAGGCCUCACAGCACCAGCCACGCUAGUGCGUUGCUGUGUUCUGACUGCCCCUGCCCGGGAUGUGCUUUGCCCAGCUCUGCUUCCCUGUGCUCCAGCUACCACCCUGAGGAUGAGAGUGGACCAGAAGGGAUCCCUGCCUCCUCGUCACUGCUGGUCAACCUGGGAAAGUUAAACCUUUAAUUGAAGGAACCUCAAGGAACUUAGACCUCAAAAAUCUGCCACCUCUUUSCCUAGAGCAAUAGCAUUUUUAAAGCUUCAUCACAUGAAGCGGUAUGAGAGGUUCAUUGAUAAGGCAAAAACAUUUAGAAUAUCGACUUUGAACAGCCAUUGAGUUUUUCAUGACAGCAUGACAACAAUUUAAUAGUGCCAAGAAUAAUUUUUGUAGUUUCUGUCUCUGUUCRUUUGCAGUCUUAAGAAUCUAAGUACUUUCUUUUGUUGGUCUUCUU
This is a messenger RNA of Nothoprocta perdicaria, 1769 nucleotides long. It is a transcript of the gene DHFR, whose product is annotated as dihydrofolate reductase. Gene Ontology annotation, cellular component: mitochondrion. Gene Ontology annotation, molecular function: dihydrofolate reductase activity; NADP binding. The record is from RefSeq and is a predicted model, not a curated record. Gene Ontology annotation, biological process: folic acid metabolic process; dihydrofolate metabolic process; glycine biosynthetic process. Lineage: Eukaryota; Metazoa; Chordata; Aves; Tinamiformes; Tinamidae. The transcript is spliced from 7 exons. Bases 1 to 573 code for a protein of 190 amino acids.